UAUCCGAGAACGCCAUGUUUCUCGUGAUGUUGGUGGAAUUAGUGAAAUAAAGACGUUAUAAAAUACUAAAAUAACCCAUAAAAACAAUUAACACAUUUAGAAUACGUCAUUUUAUAAAAUUUCGAGUAAUAAUUUAUUCGUAUCGAGUAAACAAAAAUGGCUGAUGAUGAUCCGUGGUUAUUAAAAGAAGACGGUUAUUUAAACGUUGAUACAGAGUGUAAAAGCAUUGUGUAUCAUCCAAAUUUAAACGUAUUGCUUAUCACAACUGUCGAUGCCCAAGUUUACGUAUUUGAUGUCAACUAUGGAGGUAUACUUCAACGGAGUUGCCUGUCGGGCAAACCAGACGGAAAACUCCAGGGUGUGUACCUCGCUGAGGGCGUAGACAAAGUACUGUACACAGAUGGACGCGGAAUUGGUGUACGCAGUGACUACAAUGGUGUCCUUCUACUAGAUACGAUACUACAGACUCCAGUGGUGAAGAGCGAGGAUGUGAUAAAACUCGAGCUAUUGCUGUCAGAGGCUAUACUGCUGCAUCAGUGCCUGAGGUGCGUGGAUCUACCUGGUGUCGAUCACGUCCAGGACGUACUCCAUGAACUGUGGAAUAAAAUCAUCGCCGCGCAGGCAACACAGAAGAAAGGGAUAAAAGCACAAAAAUGGAAUACGAUAUGUUUGGAAUUGCCACACGGUAUAUUGAAGCUAGUAUGCUCAGGGCUUGUGAUGGAAUUGAAGAGACAAAAUAAACACAUACCAGCAUUACCAAUAGCCUCUGCCAUAAAUGAACGCCUGAACGGUCUACUUCCUGGCCUCAUAUUGGAGGGUGGACCAGCAGACAAGGCCCUCAUGUUCAGUGAAGCAGCGAGACGCGAGACAUUUUCAAAAUGGCCCCAUAUGAAUUAUAAUGAAUCUAAAUCGAGAAAUAAUGUUCUCAGAUGGGCAUUACCAGGACACAUGGCACAGGCUGGUUUUUAUCAUGAGCCCAACACAACAGCUGAAGAUAGAGCAAUGUGUUUUACCUGUAAUGUGUGCCUCGUGUGCUGGGAGCCAACUGACGAACCUUGGUCUGAACACGAAAGACAUUCACCAGCUUGUCCAUUUGUCAAGGGUGAAUAUACUCAGAAUGUUCCACUCUCAGUGACACUAGCAACUGCCCCGGCACGAGAAUCUAGUGAUAAUGUUGAAGUUAUUAGUACGACUAAUGUUGCUGGCUUAGCUGCCACUGCAUCGCACAAUGGUCUUGUCAAUGUUUGGAAUAUUACGAGCCAAUUGAAGGACGAAGUAACGUUUUACGUGUCAGUCUGCCAUCAAGAGCCCAACAACAAAUCCACGAUUCAAUUUUACGGAGCAAGAGAGUUAUCUCCCUAUCUGUCAGCUCUGGCCACAGAGUCAGAUCCCCUGAGUGAUUACAAGCCCCCUUCGAAUCCUCAUAAGCUCAGUUUGACCUCUCUGGCCCUCUUGGGCGGUCCCAAAUCCUCACUCGACGAGACGAAAUCAAGCACAAGUGCCAGCAGUACCACUUCCAAUCCAAUUCUACAAACGUUGGACUCAAGCAUAAGGCCUUGUCUCGUGAGUGGUGUUACAGUGAACUCAGUUAGCAGUUGUAGCCAGCUGAGAACACUGGAGAACGUGUGGGCAUCCACUGAUCUUGCCCCCUCGGCCUCCCUCGUUCGAGCAAUGAACAGUGUUAAUAGUGCUGCCAGUGAUAGUUUAGACAUAAUGAAAGUUGCUGGUGACAAAUACACGCACAUGAAGCAUCAUUAUCUUGUGAUUUAUGAUAUUCAUCAUAAGGCAACACCACAGAGCAGUAAAAAUGAUCCACCAAAGCCAGGGAAAACUAAGAAGACCCUUUCAGGUACAGGUACGAGUGCAAGCUCAGCGAGUGGUCGUCAGGAGCACUUUUACCAGGAGAUCUACAUGUCGAAGCUGUUGUACGAAGCGCCAGUGAUCGAGGACGUGGACUCAGAAAUGGUAGUGGGUAGCCAUUUCGACGGAAUGUUCCCAGCAUCUGGUCUGAGUGCCUCCUCCUCGAACACCCUCUAUGCUCCGCCAUUCGGUUACAGCGUGGCCCCAUCCUCUGCGAGCCCUUACGACGCCAACUUCAACCCCAUGAACGGUACAGAGCAGUUCGCAUCGACCUCGGAACUGACCUCAAUAACAAAAGAACCAGAGACAAUAAAAACGAUAAAAGAAAAUCCAGUUGUCCUCCAGACAGUCUCCAUUGAAGCUGCCCCGAGUCUUCGAAUAACAUACACUGGUCCUACGAAGGAUGGACGGCACCUGUUGGUGACCUUGUCCUCUCCAUCGAGCCCUCAUUCAGACAAUCUUCAGUGUCCCUCCAACACAAAUCAAAUGGACGUCGAUGAAGAGAGUGAGUUCUUCUCUCCAAAGAGCUACAUGUACUGGGACCAAAACGACGAAUCCUCGAAGCUGAUAAAUGGUGAGAACCAUAACGAUGCAUCACUCUCAGAGUGUUCUCUCCUACUGAUUUACGCCUUGGACUUCACCGAGAAGGUGCCGAAAAUUGUACCAGAGCCGUUGAUAAAGCGAGAACUGCCGCCUGAUCAGACCCCAGUGGAGUGGGUGUUUCUUCCACUGCAAGAAAAACAUCGUCUUACGAAUUUGUCAAAUGAGCCCAGGGGCCAGGUAGCUCUUGUCUGCAAAGACGGUGUGGUUCGUCUUCUGGAUCUCAACACCCUGAAGACCGUGACAGAGGCGAGAUCAGAGACUGAAAAAUUCAUCUCAGCAGCUUACUGCAACAGGCUGGAGAGACUGUGUGCCUGCAGCAGUACAGGCUCCCUGAGAUUCUUCGCAACAACUGAGGAAGAUGACUCUGGCGAGGAGAAGGAGGAGGUAGAGGACAUCAACAUGAUGGUGACAGAGACAGGAGCUGUGCCCAACGAUCAGAUAACUCCCAGUACAUCGACGUCAUCGUCAGCUUAUCAAGAACCCAUAAUUGCUCACAGAUCGAACCUGACCUAUCCUGAUUUGAAGGCUCUCUACGAUCUAACGAAAUUUGAUAAAUAUUCGCCACCAUAUGGGGCCACUGUUCCUUCCUGCUGGAGUGAGAUGAUGCAGGCUCAACGACAACGUCGUUAUCCUCAACACCUUCAUCAAUCGGAGGAUCAGCAUCACACGAGAACUUGGAGGCUUCAGAACGACGCAACAACAUGGGAUGAACACGUAUUUGAAUUAACAUUACCAAGAAAUAUUGCUGGUGGUAUUGGACAGGUUGAUGUGAGAUUCUCCCUCCAUUCCUCCUGCCUGGAGCCACCAACGAUUCAAGUCACUUUGCUGAAGCAAAAUAUGACUGGUCUGGGACAUCACAAAUCCCCUUUAACACCAGUGGAUGAACGAAUUCACUUCAACAUUAGUAAUGAACAGAAGGGGGAGAACCCAAUUGUCAGCGAGGAAUAUCAGCGCCAGCACAAUACCGAAAUACUCUGUGGUCCGAUCAAUCUGAAACGAUGUAUGGAUCUGUCUGAUCACUCCGGCUGCGUUACCCUGACGAGCCCCAAGUUAUUCAGAGCAAAAGCGAGAACUUUAUUGGUUCACAUAAAAGCACUCAUUGAUCCUGCCAAGGAUCAGAGUAGUGGUGCUAGCGGAUCGAAGAGCAGGGUAAAUUUGCUGGAGACGAAACCACCAACGUCGAAGAAACUUAGGAUUGACGACGCUGGACCCUUCCUUCCUGGCGCCGCUGUCGAGAGGAUAGCAGCCAGUGCCAGUAAAAAGAUUGAAUAUUACAUGGGCUGUGACUGGAUCCACGAGAUCUCCAUUACCGUUAGAUCAGUUCAGUCGACGACUGUUCCUUUGGAGAGAAUGCAGCGUUGGGUUAUGUUGGAAUCAACUCUUUUCACUGAGAAUCUUCUAAAUGUUGCUUGCCUCCAGGGAAGUGAUACGUCACUUGUAUGUCAGUCACUGGCGCUUGAUAUUCUUGUUUGGGUCACUGCUAUCAGGCUUGCUAGGCUAAGGGUGGGUCAGAAUGCUGCUGAGGCUAAGGCAAUGCAGUUGGACACGAUCAGGUGCAUACAGGGUAGACUGCCAAAUCUUCUGCGUACCUGUAUUCUCAAUGCUGGCAGAAGUAUUGCUCAUAAGUGCGUCAAACUGAUUGUCAUCUGCAGUGAGGGACUAAGGAAUCUUGAAGACGUCACUGUUCACUCUUUUGAUGAGGCCGUUCUUACGGUAAUUGUGUCGUUAUUGCCAUCAAUCGUUGGAAUCCAAUGGGCUGGAUCUCUCAGGUGGCUGAGCAUUCUCAUUACACGACUAUUGCCGCUGGAUAAAAGCCACAGUGUUGCUCAACAAUGCGUCAGUAUUCUUCAGCAAAUUUCAGGGGAAAUGUCUAAUCGAGUUAAUCCUUAUCAUCUCCUCUUGGCAACGAGAUUUGGACUUUAUAAUAAUCCUUUUGAGACUGAAUUAUUCGACAUGGAGCCACCGAUGCCACCGAAAUUUAACUCGUUACCGCUGACUUAUGCCUCCCUUGUUAGUGGUGAACAGACAACUUCGUCGAUUACAACUGCCACGACUCAUUACACGCAGGAUCACAUCGAUUUGAGGGAUUUACUUACACUCCCGACGAAUCCCAAUAGUGAACUGGUCGUUCCCAGUAAAUUGAAGGCACUGUGCAGUAAUCACAGUAUGAAGGGAUUACUGGAGGUGGAACCACUUCAUUUUAUUUGCCAUGGGGCCUCUGAUGGUACCAAAAUGGAGAAAAUUGAUCCUGGAGUGAGUGCCAUCAACCUGGGAAGCUUGUUCGAGAAUUCAACUGGAAAUGGGACAAGCAGUGACCUCAAGAAUGUACAGCCUAAUUUUGGCGAGGAGAUAAACUUUCCCUGGGGAAGACUUCUGUGCUGGCCUUCACAGCAAGUCUUAGUCGUAGAGAGAAUGCACUCCGGAGCGAGAAGAUUUGUAACACUGGAUUUUGGGGCACCUGUUCUACUCACAGACUUGAUGAUUCCCUCCUGUAGUGAUCUCGUUUCUUUGUCCAUUGACAUCUGGUCCAAGAGCGAAGAGGGAGAUGGUACCAGGCUAGUUGUCGCUGGUGACAUUGGAACAAAACCCCUCGUUGUCAACGAUCUUCAACCCCCACCUGUGUGCAGAUACUUGAAGAUAACGACUAUAGGACGUUAUGGCAUGACAACAACAAAGUGUAAAAUUCCUCUGGGUAGGUUUUAUGGUCACAUGGUGGUACUCCCUGGUGAGGACUAUUCAGAAUCCUCGGAUUGUCAUUCAGAUAUCAGCGAACACGAUGUCAGUCUCCUCUCAACGAUUGACUCGCAGUGCAGUAUAUUAUCCGCUCUUGCUGAGGACGUUCAGUGUCGAUUCAGUCUCGCUACGGAGAGGCUGAAGGCCCUGCUAGAUCCUCUGUUGUGUACUGAGACACCCAACGUCAUGCAUAUGCAGCAUUAUUUAUGCAAAGGAAAAAAUCCUGAGAGCAAAGAGCAGCUCUCCUCCAAGAUCUUGGUUACUUAUCAGGAAUGCAUAAUGUUCCAGCAUCAACUGAAUGUCGUCAGAGGGGUUUGGAGGAGACUCGAGGCUUGGAAGGGGCCCUGUCCCCCACCCAACGUACAACUGGUCAAUGUCCCCAGUGAUAAAUUGAGGAUACUAGGGGAGACAUUGUCUGAUAUUCUCCUAUACACGAUGUAUGAGAUUGGACCAGUGCCGCCUGUACCAUCGUCACUCUGUGAAAUAUUCACUCCCACAAUUUGUGAGAGAUUUUUCCACUCGGUUUGCGUUGUAACACCAGCUCCAAGGCUUCAGUUGCACGCAGCAGCUCUUUUAGCUAGAGUCGCUGGACAUCAGCCUUGGUGGGGUAAUUUUCUGGCUAAUACUCUGGUGAAUCUCUACUCGACAUCUUCUACACACAUAUUCCCGCAGGACCGGGUAUUCAUACUACUGACAUUCCUUGGACGCAAGUCACUGAUGGCUGGAGCCAAUAAAUCUUCUGUCGUUGAUGCAAUGGUGAGAACAUUGGGACGACUUUUACUGCCCCUGUCUAAUGGCCAAUCAACAGCAUCUAGAUUAGAUACAACUCUGAUAGGCUGGGUUUUAUUAUUCCUGUCAGUUUGUUUGGAUACAACAGCCACACACUCCUCAUGCUCUGAUGACAACAACGACAAAAGCAAGGAGCAGGGGGUUUCCUCUCGCUGGGAGUUCCUCCAGGGUGAAUCAGCAAUGCAACGAAAAUAUGUAUCAGCGAAUAGAUCAUCAGCGUCUAGAAAUUACCGUAAAAAGAUUCAAAAACGUCUGAUGCACCACAAGCAACAACUGCAGGACAUCGAGCAGGCAAAAAAAGGUACUCAGUCACCAUCGAUUCAGAAUUACGCAUGGAAGACAAUCAGUCCACUGCCGACAAUUCUGUCCAAUAAACUAGAGGUUCUUAAGACACAAGAGAGACACCUCAAGAAAACGUUGAAGCAGCACUCGGCUUUUAAGCACUUCAAAGACAUUAUGAGACGUAAUGAGCCUUCGCACAUGCCACGAGGCUCAAGGAGCCAAUCUUCAUCGAGUUCCAGGUCAGAACCACCGGAGAUCGAUCUGGAUUGUCUAGCAAAUCUCACUCACCAGCACGUGCUUCCAGUGGCCAGAGGUCUGAUUUCCCUAAUUCUCAGUAACUCUUCAAACGUCGACAUGUUCCUCCUUGCGUGUAAAGUUGUGGCUCGUCUGGUCGUCUCCACACGUCCAGUGAUAAGUCUGGGUGAAUUGAUGAACGAGGACCAGCUCCUGAAGUUAAUUAAACUUGCAACAGGCACUUCGGACACAGCCUGGUCUUCCCACGCUAUCUCAUGUCUCCUUCAGGACCUCCUAGAAGGUGGCAGGCUAUUUCCAAAGCCUUCACCCAUUGCAGACGCUCCAUCAGAUGAGAAUUUCGAGGUUUUAGGAGCUGAGGAUGCUCAAACGCUUGAGGACGACUUGGCUGGUAUUGCUGGGACCAGUGGAUCCACGACAACUGUCAAUGACGAGGGAUUUGCCGAUGGUGAUGGUGAUGAAGACGUGCCCGACAGCAUAACACCAGCUGCUACAGCAUCAACGUCAAAAUCCAAUGGCUUCGAGUUGUCCUCUUUUCUAGAAUCUGACGACAGUGAACUGGAGGAGUUCCUUGAUGACAUUCUCGAGCGAGGAAAGAUCUUGCUGAAGAAGGGAAAUGCAAUAACCAAAUUACCACCAUCAGCUAGCUCUGGAAUUUCCCUGGCUCUUGAUGCCAGACUUGAAUAUGGAGUCGAGAUGGGAGUGGAAAUUGCACUGAGGAGAUACUCCACCCUGGGGGCUUAUAACCUUCCCCUCAGUAUAAAUGCGACCAUUCAGACCCCUGUGGAAGUCAACCGUUCUCAAGCAUCGACAUCGAGGUCAUCUGGAUGGACAGACAGAAGUCAGGACAUCAGAAUGCCAGCAGAGCCGUCACCCUCGAGUCUGUCAAUGCUCACACGUUGCUUCGACAGAAUAUUCACUGACCUCUCCCUUCAGGAUUCGAACACAAGCCUCGAACUGAUCCUCCAAUUGUGGUUGACAUUGAACCUCGAUGCGUCAGGGGAAUCAUCAAGCACAACAACUCAAUUCGACUCUUCAGUGGCACCAGUGAUUCCUUUGAGCUCAACCGCAAUAUCAGGACUGAUAGCUGCACUUCUGUGGAAUCCAGUAUCGUUGAGGGCCUGGUGUCUGGCGUUACAAACUCUGACCCUCACCAGCAAUGAGCCAAGGCCAUCAGACCAUGUGGAUCCUAGCAUUAGUACUCCAUUAGAUGGUCUCUUGGGAGGAAUGGCAAGCUACAUCGUCAAGGAUAGAAAUAUGGGGGCAAUGCUGCUGAGACUUCUCUCAGGUAAUGGGUUGAACGUCGAGCCCAGAGACAAACAGCACCUGAUGGCGGGCCCCAGAGUAUGUCUCGCCCUCCAGGACUUCCUAGUCAGACUGGAAAUGAGAUGUGAUGUAAUCACGCCUGGUAGUUCUCUUGGAAAUUCCUUGAAGGAGCUGCUCCUGUGGGUGGUUUAUCAGUUGGUCCAGCCUGGAGGUGCUCUCGUAGCUCGCAGAGGUCCCCUGGAUGCCCAGUGCAUCCUCAUAACAUCAUUAAUCAAUCUCAACUUUAUUAAUACCGACCUGGGAACUGCCAUGAGCAUAACCGAAUGCGUGGGAGUUCUGGUCUCGAGCUACGUGAGAGGCGCUAGGAUUGGGGUGCAAUGCAGUGGAGCAGUAGACUCUCCAAACCAGGCUACUGGUUUUGGUGGUCUAUUUGCCUGUGUUCUAGGUGGUGGAACACGCCAGGGAAGGCCCACCAACUGGGACACCCUUGUUGUAGCUCUGAUAAAGCUCGUUUGCAGACUCGUUCAGACCCCCCUGCCCUCUAGACUUACCAGGACGGACAGCACUGCUGAUAUGGAGGUGGGAGAAUCGUCGAGGUCGUCAGAUAUAAUCAAUCAGAUUGGAUCGCAGACAGACGAGAGUAAAGUCGCUGAACAAACCUCUAUGAGAAUGAACCAAGGUGCCAUACCCAAGCCUAAAUAUCCUUGCGUGGCUGAUACUGUUCUUCAACACGAACCAACCAUGAUGAGACUGCUGGGAGCACUGGGCUCUAGCACUGGUUCCUCUCUGGCCAUGCUAUUCGGCGAGGAAGCAGCCACUGGUGUUUCUGAGCUGGGUGAUCCUGCCUCCAUUCCCGAUGCUACUUUCCAACUUUUGACGACACUCAUGAGGAAAUCUACUAGUCCCAAUCUAGUUCUCAAUCCCCUCUAUCGAUAUCUAUCCUCCACUCACGAGCAAAUUGGUAAUGACAGACGUGUCGGUGUCCUUCAACUAUCAGAGCCCCUUCUCUGGUACAUCCUCAAAGUCCUGGACACGGAGGCAUCACUCUCGGUCUUCACAUCCAUGGGAGGUGUCAAGGUCCUCUGUGAGAACAUGGUUAAGUCCUCCAAUGUGAGCCAGACUAACACUGGCGCAUCAACACCAGGUGUUAUUGCUCUCGUCAUGCAGCAUCUCUCUAAUGCUCCCAGUUUGGCAGCUGCCACAGCAACAACCAGCAAGAAGUCAUCAGGAAAUCUGGAGACUUAUGAGGAUGGAGUCCUGAAUUUUGCUCCUCUCGGAACAAUCACCUGGGUGAAGCCCAUGGUGGAGCCUGCUGAUGUUCUCAUACAGAGUGUAGCUCCCCACAGAAGAGCAAGAACAGCAGCUUGGAGUUAUCACUUCUUUCCGGGUGAAGCCUGGGUGGACCUGACGAUCACCCUUCCAUGCGCUAUAUUACUGAGAGAAGUCGAGCUCCAGCCACACUUGACAUCCCUAGCCACGUGCCCCUCAGCAGUUGCUUUAGAAAUCUCUCGAGAAGGGAACACUGAUCUAACGCCUAUUUGUCCUCCAAUGCUGACUGCCGGAUUGACCUUCAUCAGGCUGACACUGUCCCAGCCGGAGGUCGCGACGUCAGUCCUCGUGAGACUGUACAAACCCAGGGAUUCUACUAAUAUCAGCCUGAGUCAGAUAAGAAUACUGGGAACAACAGCAUUCGGUGAGAUAAAAUCCAGGAAUGAGGCAAUUGAUGAAGAACAGUUGACGAGGACUAGUCUAGGAUGGUUGAGGCUAGUUCACCAGUGUCUCUCGGUGGGUGCAUUAUCUUCGAGCCUCUUCAAGGAGGUCCUGAACUCUGCUGCUGGAGUAGAGGGCCUCGUGGAGGCUUGUUGCAGUCUUCUGCUGCUUCCAGCUCCCUCAUUAUUCACCCCCAAUCUCGAGAGAGUUCUGCUGCAGCUAGGACUCCACUCGAAGGAACUCGGACUCAGACUCAUCGGUUUACUACUGAACAACAGGUGUGCUCCGCUCCAAGGUGCCUCUCAGAAGACCUCGACAGUUCAACUUGUCGUUGAAUUACUUCAGCAGUUGUGCGCCGCACAGGAUUCAGGUACUGAAGCCAGAAUAUCUGCUGUUCUCACCUGGCUGCACACAUCAGCCAUGAGCAACGUUGCCAGGGCACAUCAGAACAAUCCAAACGUCGGGAGUCCUCCAGCGAUUUACGUUCACUGCAUCUCCACCAUCAUCUGGAAGGCUCACGAGUUCAGGAAUCGAAUGUACAAUCUUGAAGAAUUAUUAACUGAUGAUUUGUUUAACUCGCUGUAUCAGUGGACACUCUCCCUAGAGAGUUGUUCAGCUCUUAAACAGGCGAUUGAUGCGACACUCUGUGCACUUUGCUAUGUCAGACCCUCGCUGUUUCCUCUGCUGCUCCAACGAGUGAGAAUUCUCGUGCCUAAUCUGGCUACCGAUCAUUCAGCAUCGAUAUCUGAUGACAGAAAGGAAAGUGAAGGACAGACUGACGACAGGAAGAGUGAGGCUGAUACUGAGGAGUGGUACUGCAGGCUUCAGUUGCCAGAGUACAAGUGCCUUCAGCUCACUGAAGGACAAUUGCUAACAGUCGCUGCGGCUGCUAGAUCUCCACCUGGAAUUCAACAGCUCAUUGACUCCGGUUUACCUGGACUUCUUGUCACCAGUAUCAACGAUUUUUGCAAGCACGAGAAGAGUGAAGAGGCAACCGCCGAGAAUGACGAGGCUAGGGGCGGCGGGGGCGGGGAUGGAGGAGGAUUGACUGACAGUGAUAAAGCCAGUGAGGCUUAUGGGUAUAAUAAUGUUGGCCUCAAUAUGACGGAUCCUGACAGUGUGGCUACUGUCAUCGAGUUUUUGACGCUUGUCUGCUCCGAGGGAAAGAUGAGGGAUUGGCUUGGAAGGGAGGGUCGAGGAUUCUGGCUACCACUUGCAUGGUUACUCAGUAAUAGGCCUGUGGAAAAUCCCUCUAUCACUUUUGCCAGAAUGAAUAUGUCAUACACAAGAUUGGAAUCAGCAAUGAUAACAUUUUUGUCUCGUUGCUGUUGGUGUCACCCCAACAAUCAGAAACUCCUGUCCGAGCUCCUGAACGACGUAAUUCUUACGCAGCGGGUAUCGUCGAAUGUACGAUAUCUUCAUGGUAUUUCGGGAUUCACGAGGAGAUUAAUACUUCAAUUGCUGCUCGAAGGGGAGAAGGUGUUAGUAUCGGUGACAUCCGAAACUCCGAUGACAGUUUCUAGUGGGGGUAGUAAUACUCUUCCCUCUAUGCCACCUCAUCCUGCACAUCCACUGGGACAUUAUCACCAGUUGCUGUACAUUUCAACGCAAUCCACGGUUGCUGAUAUUUUGCAACAGGUGUCGGGUGCUUGGUUAACAUUAUUGUUGCCCAAUACGUACAAAGAGAGUGAGACAAAUAAAAAUGAGAGGAAUCAGGAGUGGAAGGAAGUGGGAUUGGCAUUUAUGGUGGACACAUUGAGUGUAGCUGCUGGUAAUACUGCCAAAGACAAGCGUGCCAAGGAGGCGUCAAAUAGAUCGCAGGCUCGUGGUCCCAUAAUCCGAAAAUCUCGCUUAGGUUCAGACGGCACAUCUUCCUCAAAAGGAUGUGGCUCCAGCACUCAAUCAUCAUCAACGAGUUCGUCGAGCCAACAGUAUUUGACACACUCCUCUCGGCCAAAUAGUGCGCUCCUUCCUCAGCUGUGCAUAUCGCAGUUGUUGGCCAUAGCCGAGGACAGUGGUCUCUCACUCUCUGAGCCAUGCAUUCACCUGGUCCUGCGCCAGCGGACGAAGGACAACAAGGAAGAUCCCCCGAACAUCGAGGACACAGACCUCCUGAGCUACAGAAGAAUUGAGAGUGCCCUGGGUGUUUUCUCCUCAUGUGGAGGUCUUGCAAUUCUUGCUAAACAUUUGCCCUUGGUGUACCCAGAUAGUGCACGGCCCCAGAGCUUCCCCGAGAAGUCCCCCUCGCCAGAGCAGCCGGAUGCAGAGUGGGUGAAGGUGGAGGCGAGUGAGGACAUCUACGAGGAUGUCGAAGAAGGCGGAGCCAGUAAUUCGCCAAGGUCUACACCACCAGCUCCCCACGUUCCUCUGCACUCCCUCGCAGCCUUUGGUCUUUUCCUGCGUCUUCCUGGAUACGCAGAGGUCCUUCUGCGAGACAGAAACCAGGCCCAGUGUCUACUGAGACUGGCUCUUGGUGUCACAGAUGAUGGCGAGGGAGGAGACAUACUGGGAUCAUCUCUGGCCACUUCUCUCCCUACUUUACCUUUCCAAGUACUCAAGCAACUUCUUGAAGUUACACCCCCAACCACCGAUGAUGGACAACUUCUUCGAAGGACAAUGGUAGAGAUUGGAGCAGUUUUACUCCUGUUAAAUUGCCUUGCGAUUUUCACACAUCAAACUGGCUACAACGAGGGCUCGGACCAACGAUUGGGCCAGACUGGCGGUCGUAGUGACGACAAAUCACAUCUUUACUGGGCAAAAGGCACUGGUUUUGGUACAGGAUCAACUCAACAGUCCUGGAACGUCGAGCAAGCCCUUCUCCGUCAACGCUCCGAGGAGGAGCACGUGACAGUUCUUCUGCGAGUUUUGGCAAGCUACAUAGGUAACGGUGGUGGUCCUCAGAGGGAGCUUCCAGGUCCCUUCUCAGAGUUGAUGGCAAGGUCGUGCCUGUUGCCAGCGUUAUCGUCAUAUCUCAGAAACGACUCAGUUCUAGAUAUGGCGAGACAUAUUCCCUUGUAUCGAGCUGUUCUCCAGCUGCUGAGAUCGAUGGCAUUGGCUCCACAGCUGGCACCACUGCUACUGCCAAGGGCCAGCAGAUCCAGUGAUCCAUCUAUUGUCUCAUUGUUAUCGGGCAUGAGAGUAUGCGUUGACACGUAUGUUCACAAGAUUAAUAGAACUAGGGGAAAUAAGUCAAAGUCUGUGACGAAGUAUCAGGAUGAUUCUGAACAGGACGAGGGUCUUGCUACACUUAUUCCUGAUAUUCAGGAGAGUGCGACUAUUGUUCAGAAUGCAACGUCAAGGCUUGCUGCAAGUGGUGAGGAUUUAGCUGGGCCAAGUCCAACAGCACCAGAAUUAUCUCUAAAAUCUGUUGAGCAGAGAUACCUGGAGGUGAUGAAGAAUCUUCAGUUCGAUACGUACGAGAUGAUUACUGAAAAUUCGGAUGGUGGGGGAUACAAAUUUGCUGUGUCCUAUCAUUUCGAGUCGAAUAUGAGAGCUGCUGGAGACAGGAGCCAUCCUGCAAGGGUCAAGAGACUUGCACAGGAGGCUGUCACACUGUCAACAGCUCUGCCAUUGUCCUACAGUAGUAGUGUAUUUGUCAGGUGUGAUGCAGACAGGCUGGACAUUAUGAAGGUGUUGAUUACUGGACCUGCGGAGACUCCUUACGCCAAUGGAUGCUUCGAAUUUGAUGUCUAUUUUCCACCUGAUUAUCCUAAUAAUCCUAUGUUGAUUAACUUGGAGACCACUGGGAGGCACAGCGUCAGGUUUAAUCCUAAUUUGUAUAAUGAUGGCAAAGUAUGCCUCAGUGUGCUCAAUACCUGGCAAGGGAGACCUGAGGAGAAGUGGAACGCGCAUACGAGCAGUUUUCUUCAGGUUUUGGUGUCGAUUCAGUCGCUGAUUCUUGUACCGGAGCCCUAUUUCAAUGAGCCUGGGUAUGAGAGAUCCAGAGGAACUUCCAGUGGUGCACAAUCUAGUCAAGAAUACAAUGCCAAUGUUUGUUUGGCUACUGUCAAGUGGGCCAUGCUGGAUCAAAUCGUCAAUCCAUGUCCAUGUUUCAAGGAGGUGAUUCACACACAUUUUUGGAUCAAAAGACAUGAAAUAGUAGCACAAUUGGAGAGCUGGAUAAUGGACAUGGAGAUUCAUGGGACAGACAGGAGAUUAGCUCGUACGAUAUCACUAAAUGCAUUAGCUCUAAGGAGACACUACAGACUGUUAAGGGACGCCCUGAAUAAGCUGCCAACCCCAGAGGGCCUUGAGGACCUCGCCGAGCCCCUACAGUCUCCGGCAACCUCCCUGGAGUUAGCAGGGACCCCAAGCACUCCCAGCACUCCACCAACAAGUUCAACAACGACAACACCACUGGCGAUGGUACCACCACCCCUGACCAAUUCAGUGGCACCCCUGAACAAUGCCAGUGCCAGCAAUCACGUGCAUCACGACAUUGACACCGAUGUAGAGAUGGAGAAAAUGGUCUCGAAAGUCUGUGAAUAGCUAAUGGAUAUUGAUAGAGAUUGUUGGACAUUUUGAAAAGUCUAUUUGACAGUGUUAUAAACAUUCAUAACUGAACUUCAAUCAUCACAAGAAAAUCCGAAAAAUCAAAAAAAAAAUUAUCCAAAAGGAGUGGAAGAAUUCCCAAAUGUUUGAAAUUGAACUGAAGAUUCAAAUAAUUCAAAGAUAUCUGGAUGACGAUCACAAGAACGCGAUUUGCUAUUUUUCACUGAAAUCCGUUCAAUUUUUUUCUCGUUCAUUUAUUUUUUUUUCUUUCAUAAUUAAAAAAAAAGGAAAACAGCACGAACUCUCUGCUCGAGUGAAUGACUAUUUUUUUUCACAUGCCGUAGAUGAUUAUUAUGAUACUUCCAUUAUUGGGGGGAGUACUUGAGGAGAAUGGCAUGGAGAGGAAGGGGUUCUGAAUGUACAUGAAAUUAAAAAGUGAGAGGAAGUGAGGGAACGAAAACAAAAAGAAAGGGAGUUGAUGUUUGUAGUCAUGUACUCGGUUGCUAUAAAUGUACACUUGCAAUUCUACUGCUGUUGUCCUCCAUGCUUGGUACAUGAUCGAUCAUUUUAUGCUCCUGUCAUUAUGUCCCCCUCAUUUUAUUUUAUUUUCAUGUAAUUGUGACAGAAUUUUUGAAAAAAACCCCAAAGUGUUUGAUUUAGGGAAGAGAAUGUAUUGCAUACGGAUUCAAUGGCCUCUUUGAUGUUACUAAAGUGGAACAAAUGUGUUUGUUCAAUAUUUAUUACGAAGUGAUUUCAUAUAGACGAUUAUUUGGAUUAUCGAUUCUGGAUUAGAGUUGUGACACAACAUUUAAAAAAGAUAAUAAUUACGAAAUUACAGGAGUAAUUGCAAAAUUGAGGGAAAUUAUUUGAACUUUUUUAGCUGUCACUACUUUAGUGCAGAAUCACUUUGUUUUUUAUUCCAAUUUUAUUUUUCUCGUUGCAUUUUUCUAACGAAUUAUCAUUUCUUUCUGCAUUUAUAGACGUUAUUUACGUAAAUAUGAAAUUACAUUCGUCACGAUUGGUUUUUUCCACUAUUUUUCAUUUUUAAUUGAUACGUUUGAUGAAUUCCCUUGAUGACAGCCAUAUACCACGCAAUAUUAAUAAAUAAUCCUAGUUAAAAAUAACGAAGUGAGAGGUAAUUAUACACUGGGUGAAUCUAAUGAAUAAAAAUGAUUGUGGAGAAUAAAAGUUGGAGGAAUUGUGGGUUAAAAAAACGAUUAAAAAAUGUAAAUAAAAAAUUGCCAAUAAGUUAAAAGUCGUAUUAAACGCAUACGUGUUUCUAUUUUUAAGAAAUGAAAAAUAAAUAAAUGAGUGAAUACAAGGAAAUGAUGGAUAACAAUUACAACUGGUGAGCAAAAACGCCAUUGCCCUGAAGUGUAAAUGAAGUAAUCGUUAAAUUUAGGUAAAUCGAUAAAUUGAGUCGAUUACACUUUCAUAAAGUGGCGAUGUACGAGGCUAGACAAGAAGUGUGUUGAUAGUUAUUUAUAAUAAACUAGUAUUACCAUUUAAA
This is a messenger RNA of Diachasmimorpha longicaudata, 15496 nucleotides long. RefSeq names its product BIR repeat containing ubiquitin-conjugating enzyme (gene Bruce). Gene Ontology annotation, molecular function: protein binding; ubiquitin-protein transferase activity. The record is from RefSeq and is a predicted model, not a curated record. The transcript has 11 exons. The coding region runs from base 157 to 13983 and encodes 4608 amino acids. Lineage: Eukaryota; Metazoa; Arthropoda; Insecta; Hymenoptera; Braconidae. Gene Ontology annotation, biological process: apoptotic process; regulation of cytokinesis.